Pantherophis guttatus is the source of this 328-nucleotide messenger RNA. It is a transcript of the gene NDUFC1, whose product is annotated as NADH:ubiquinone oxidoreductase subunit C1. Gene Ontology annotation, cellular component: mitochondrion; respiratory chain complex I. Lineage: Eukaryota; Metazoa; Chordata; Lepidosauria; Squamata; Colubridae. The record is from RefSeq and is a predicted model, not a curated record.
AUCUUUUUAGCAGCCGCCCCUCUUGCUCUUGGAUUGGUGCGUUUGUCUCAUUGCUUCUCUCGAGAGAAGAAAAGUAACAUGGCGGCGACCUUGCGGGCUGCGAAGUGGUUUUUGCAGGUUCCAAGGAAGGUGACUCCACCAUUGUCUCGUUCAGUAUUCCAAAUAGGAAGGGAAGAUUCAAACAAUCCUAACUGGAUAAGAGUUGGCCUGAGUCUUUCUUCAACUGUUCUAUUAUGGGUUAUGCUUAUCAGACACCAUGAUUAUGAAGUGGCAGAAUAUGAAAGGAGAAAAAAAGAACAAGAUUCUUAAUGCCAAUCUGAUUGUUAUG